This is a messenger RNA of Dermatophagoides farinae (American house dust mite), 1023 nucleotides long. RefSeq names its product NADH dehydrogenase [ubiquinone] flavoprotein 2, mitochondrial. Gene Ontology annotation, biological process: mitochondrial electron transport, NADH to ubiquinone. Gene Ontology annotation, molecular function: NADH dehydrogenase activity. Gene Ontology annotation, cellular component: respiratory chain complex I. The record is from RefSeq and is a predicted model, not a curated record. NCBI's taxonomy places the organism in Eukaryota, Metazoa, Arthropoda, Arachnida, Sarcoptiformes, Pyroglyphidae.
UCAAAGACUAUCAUAAUAUACAAAAAAAACAUUGGCAGAAUUGUAAAGAAAAUUUCAAAUUUAAAAAAGUUUUCGGAAUUUUUUGUCAAUAGAAAUGUUUCGUAAAUUGUGGAAUAGUUUUUCUUUUUGUGCAAUAAAGGUGAAUCGUCUGCGCUGGCCAUCAUCAACAACAACAAUCUCCAAUAUUGUUGAUAAUCAAAUCAUACUGAUAAAAAAGAAAAUCUUGAACAAUAUGUUGAUCCGAUUGCAGAAUUUGUGGCCAAAAAUUUUCCAAACAUCCACAUUGCCAAUGUUGCAAGCACGACGUUCAUUGAGCGAUGCAUUAUUCGUACAUCGUGAUAUGGAUGUCGAUGCGGAAUCAUUUGAAUUUACAGAUGUAAACAAAAAGCGAGCUGAAGCUAUUUUGAAAAAUUACCCAAUUGAAUAUCGAUGUGCGGCUGCCAUUCCGUUGUUGGAUCUUGCUCAACGUCAAUACGGAUGGCUCCCAUUGAAAGCAAUGAAUUAUGUUGCCGAUUAUAUUGGCAUGCCACGAAUGCGUGUAUACGAAGUGGCCACAUUCUACACAAUGUUUAAUCGAACACCCGUGGGUAAAUAUCAUGUACAAGUUUGCACGACCACACCAUGUAUGCUAAGAGGAUCUGAAGAAAUUCUCGAAGCUUGUAAAGAAUUCUGCAAAGGUGACCCUAAUUUCACCGUUAACGAAGUUGAAUGUGCAGGUGCUUGUGUCAAUGCACCAGUAUUAUCGGUCAACGAUGAUUAUUAUGAAGAUUUGACACGCGAAGAUGUUAAACACAUCAUCGGUGAAUUGAAAGCUGGCCGUAAACCAAAACCAGGUCCAACUGAACGGAGUGGACGUUUUUCAUGUGAACCUUCAGGUGGUUUAACUUCAUUAACAGCGAAACCAUAUGGCCCUGGAUUUAAAGUACGAAGCGAUCUUUAAAUGGAGAGAUUUUCUCUCUAUAUAAAAACUAUAUAGUGUACAUUUUUACAUUUGAUCAAUCAGAUAAUAAAUGUUUAUUUCAA